This is a messenger RNA of Rosa rugosa (rugosa rose), 1419 nucleotides long. Its product is annotated as ATP synthase subunit alpha, chloroplastic. Gene Ontology annotation, molecular function: ATP binding; proton-transporting ATP synthase activity, rotational mechanism; ADP binding. The record is from RefSeq and is a predicted model, not a curated record. Bases 1 to 1419 code for a protein of 472 amino acids. Lineage: Eukaryota; Viridiplantae; Streptophyta; Magnoliopsida; Rosales; Rosaceae. Gene Ontology annotation, biological process: proton transmembrane transport; proton motive force-driven ATP synthesis. The transcript has 2 exons.
AUGGUAACCAUUCGAGCAGAUGAAAUUAGUAAUAUUAUCCGCGAACGUAUUGAGCAAUAUAACCGAGAGGUAAAGAUUUUAAAUACGGGUACUGUACUUCAAGUGGGAGAUGGCAUUGCUCGUAUUUAUGGUCUUGAUGAAGUAAUGGCAGGUGAAUUAGUAGAAUUUGAAGAAGGUACGAUAGGCAUUGCUCUGAAUUUGGAAUCAAAUAAUGUUGGUGUUGUAUUAAUGGGUGACGGUUUGAUGAUACAAGAGGGGAGUUCUGUAAAAGCAACGGGAAGAAUUGCUCAGAUCCCAGUAAGUGAGGCGUUUUUAGGUCGUGUUGUAAAUGCACUGGCUAAACCUAUUGAUGGCCGGGGCGAAAUUUCAGCCUCUGAAUCUCGGUUAAUUGAGUCUCCUGCUCCUGGUAUUAUUUCGAGACGUUCCGUAUACGAGCCCCUUCAAACAGGACUUAUUGCUAUUGAUUCGAUGAUCCCUAUAGGGCGCGCGAUUGGUCAAAAAGCAUCUUCUGUGGCUCAGGUGGUGACUGCUUUGCAGGAAAGGGGGGCAAUGGAAUACACUAUUGUGGUAGCUGAAGCGGCGGAUUCCCCGGCUACAUUACAGUAUCUUGCUCCUUAUACAGGAGCAGCUCUGGCUGAAUAUUUCAUGUACCGUGAGCAACACACUUUAAUCAUUUAUGACGAUCUCUCCAAACAAGCGCAGGCUUAUCGCCAAAUGUCUCUUCUAUUACGAAGACCGCCGGGCCGCGAAGCGUAUCCGGGAGAUGUUUUUUAUCUACAUUCACGCCUUUUGGAAAGAGCCGCGAAAUUAGGUUCUCUUUUAGGUGAAGGAAGUAUGACUGCUUUACCAAUAGUUGAGACCCAAUCGGGGGAUGUUUCGGCUUAUAUUCCUACUAAUGUAAUUUCCAUUACAGAUGGACAAAUAUUCUUAUCUGCUGAUUUAUUCAAUGCUGGAAUCAGACCAGCUAUUAAUGUGGGUAUUUCUGUUUCCAGAGUGGGAUCGGCAGCUCAAAUUAAAGCCAUGAAACAAGUAGCUGGAAAAUUAAAAUUGGAAUUGGCGCAAUUUGCAGAAUUAGAAGCCUUUGCACAAUUUGCUUCUGAUCUCGAUAAAGCUACUCAGAAUCAAUUGGCAAGAGGUCAACGAUUACGUGAGUUGCUCAAACAAUCUCAAUCAGCCCCCCUUGCGGUGGAAGAACAGAUAUUGACUAUUUAUACCGGAACGAACGGUUAUCUUGAUUCAUUAGAAAUUGGACAGGUAAGGAAAUUUCUUGUUGAGUUACGUACUUAUUUAAAAACGAAUAAACCGCAGUUCCAAGAAAUCAUAUCUUCUACCAAGACAUUUACCGAGGAAGCGGAAACCCUUUUGAAAGAAGCUAUUCAGGACCAGAUGGAACGUUUUCUACUUCAGGAACAAGUAUAA